Molecule: messenger RNA, 990 nt
Organism: Otolemur garnettii (small-eared galago)
Lineage: Eukaryota; Metazoa; Chordata; Mammalia; Primates; Galagidae
Gene: RMP24
Product: chromosome unknown C18orf21 homolog
Exons: 5
Coding region: 98-763 (221 amino acids)
Source: RefSeq, a predicted model, not a curated record
CCGCGGGAAGUCGACGGCCGGGGAUUCCCUUUCUCACCCGGUCUCAGCGGCCGGCAAGUGGUGGGAAAGCGACGGUGGCGGGGAAGCGGCCGCGGCGAUGAGGCAGAAGCACUACCUGGAGGCCGCGGCGCGGAGACUACAGGAUAGCUGCCCGGGCCAGGCCCGCUAUCUCCUCUGGGCCUACAGUUCGUCACACGAUGAUAAGGGCACUUUUGAAGAAACGUGUCCAUACUGUUUCCAGUUUUUGGUUCUGGAUAACGCUCGAGUGCGCCUCAAACCCAAGGCCAAAUUGACACCGAAAAUACAGAAACUUCUUAAUCGAGAAGCAAAAAACUAUACACUCAGUUUUAAAGAAGCAAAAAUUGUGAAAAAAUACAAAGACUCCAAAAGUGUAUUGUUGGUUACUUGUAAAACAUGCAACAGAACAGUUAAACAUCAUGGUAAAAGUAGAAGCUUUCUGUCGGCACUGAAGAGCAAUCCUACCGCUCCUACGAGUAAACUCAGUGCGAAGACACCAGAGGGAAAGACUCUCCGUCCAGCAAACCUAAGUCAUGAUAUGUCUGGUUCCAAAGGCAAGAGCCCAGCAUUGAUUUUCAGAACACCUACAACUGAACAGUCAGUGUCUGCUGGCUCCUCAAAGAAUGUGAGCAACACAAAGAAACACUUCUCUCGACUGAAAAUGUUGCUUAGUCAAAAUGAAUCCCAAAAGAAUCCAAAGUUGGAUUUCAGAAAUUUCUUAUCUUCUCUGAAGGGUGGACUUUGAAAAUAAGAUAUGUACAGUGCAAUUUCUGAAACUAAAGUUAGUAAAACAGUUUUUUCAACAUUUAUUCUUUAAAUACAUAGAGGUCUAAGAGCAGACUUUUCUUGGCAUCCUUCAGUGUUGAUCGGGAAAAGACAUCAUUAGGAUGUGUGAGUGAAACCUGCCUGUGUUAUAGGAUGGUUGUAAGGAUCAAAAAAUGAAAGUUCCUUGUAAAUAAAGGUAUCUGUGUA